AUUUACCUCAUGGAAUGGCCUCCAUACUCCCCAGACCUCACUCCUAUUGAAAAUCUAUGGUAUCAACUCAGGGCUCAACUCCUGAAGAGAUGUCCAAUGCCUACAACACUGAAUGGAGUGUGGGAAGCAAUUUCAGAGGAGUGGGACUGGACCCGAAGGGAAUAUAUUGAGAGGCUAUAUGAAUCCAUGCCUUAUUGCAUUGCUGCAUGCAUUGCCAACAAUGGUUGGCAUACCAAAUAUUGA
This is a messenger RNA of Dacryopinax primogenitus, 243 nucleotides long. RefSeq names its product transposable element Tcb1 transposase. The record is from RefSeq and is a predicted model, not a curated record. The annotation marks the transcript as partial. The transcript has a single exon. Lineage: Eukaryota; Fungi; Basidiomycota; Dacrymycetes; Dacrymycetales; Dacrymycetaceae. Gene Ontology annotation, molecular function: nucleic acid binding.